Molecule: messenger RNA, 1758 nt
Organism: Drosophila ananassae
Lineage: Eukaryota; Metazoa; Arthropoda; Insecta; Diptera; Drosophilidae
Product: leucine-rich repeat-containing protein 58
Exons: 3
Coding region: 146-1273 (375 amino acids)
Molecular function (GO): protein binding
Source: RefSeq, a predicted model, not a curated record
GUUAUUAUUUGUAAUAUUAUUCUGUGUGCGAGCGAGCUAGCAAGCAAUCGAUCGAUCGAACGAGCAAGCGAGCGAGGGAGCGAAAAAAACGAAGUGAUACCCAUCCAGGAGGAGCCAAAUACAGUUAGUUCAUCACAAUACCAUCAUGGAGGUGUACACGUCGGACAGCUCGGACACGGACUCCCGGGAGCAGAAGACCCUGGACUUUGGGCGGAUGAGUCUCGAUCUGGUCACCCUCGAGGAUCACCUCAGUAGCCCCCAAAAGGGUCUGCUGAAGGCCAGCGGGGAUAUCGAGACGAUGCUUCUGAAUCAUAAUCGGCUGGUGGGACUGCCCCGACUCCUGCAGCAGUUUGCCAAUUUGAAGAUCCUCGAUCUGAGCUCCAACGCCAUCACCCAGCUGCCGGAUGCCGUCUGCCAGCUGCCACUGGUCACACUGAUCGCCAAGAACAAUCUGCUGACGAAUGGAUCGCUGCCCAAGUCGCUGCUCUCCAAGCAGGUCUCCAACGCCGGCGGCACUGUCGGCGGCUCCACCCUCAAGGAGCUGAAUCUGAGCGGCAACCAGCUGACCCACUUCCCGGAACAGGUCACCGAGCUGCGCCAGCUGAAGUAUCUGUAUCUCGGUGGCAAUAAGAUCUCGACCGUUUCGAAGGAUAUCUGGAAGAUGCAGAGCCUGCAUGUCCUGUCCCUGGGCGGCAACCUCAUCAGCGAGGUGCCGGAGUCGGUGGGAUCCCUGAACCAGCUGCAGGCUCUCGUCCUGUGCGACAACCUGAUCGAGAUCCUGCCCACGAGCAUUGCGCGCCUGAAGAACCUCAAGUCCCUGCUCCUGCACAAGAAUCGACUGCGUCAUCUGCCCAAGGACAUAGUGGCCUUGAAGAAUCUAACGGAGCUAAGUCUCCGCGACAAUCCUUUGGUGGUCCGCUUCGUCCAGGACAUGGCCCUGAAGCCGCCCACUCUCCUGGAGCUGGCCGGUAGGAUGGUGAAGGCCAGUGGUCAGAGGCCCGGACCCUACGACAUCCCAAGGACCCUGGCCGAGUACUUGAACAGCGCCAACUGCUGCGUGAAUCCCAACUGCAAGGGCGUCUUCUUCGACAAUCGGGUGGAGCACAUCAAGUUCGUGGACUUUUGUGGAAAGUAUCGGGUCCCGCUGCUGCAGUACCUCUGCUCCUCGAAAUGUAUCGAACCGGAGGAGCCGGCACGCGGCAUAGCACCGUUGCAGGCGAAUGUGAGCAGUGCCAGCAGCGGAUUUAUGAUGCGGAAGGUGCUGCUGGGCUAGGAGCGUUCCCGUCCGGCCCGGGCCCGCCCAUUCCGCCGGCUCCAGGGAGCGUACAAAACGGAGCGUCGGCCGUUGCGAUUCGAUGCGGUUCGGUUCGGUUGCGGGGAAACGGAAACGAACUGACAUCGGAUAUUGGAACGGAAACACGGCAAUUGUUAUUUGGAAUCGGAACGGAUCGGAACGGAACGGAAACGGAGACGACGGCGGUAACGGUGGCAAAAAAAAUAUACAAAAAAGACGAUUUCGGAGACGAAAACAGAUCGAUAUUCGCUCCGACGACUGGAGGAACCCAUUGGCGCUGGAAUCCCAUUGGCUUCACUUCACAUCAUUUGACACGCACACGUUAUCAAAUCCAACAUGAACUAGUUUUCUAAGCGAUUUCUACAUCCAUAUGACCCUACGGCCUUGCUUGUCCGUUUUUCUGUUUCUGUUUGUUUGCUUGUUUGCUUGUUGUUAUCCACAAAUACACACACAGUCUAUGCCAA